This is a messenger RNA of Drosophila gunungcola (fruit fly), 213 nucleotides long. RefSeq lists its product as uncharacterized. The transcript is spliced from 2 exons. NCBI's taxonomy places the organism in Eukaryota, Metazoa, Arthropoda, Insecta, Diptera, Drosophilidae. Bases 1 to 213 code for a protein of 70 amino acids. The record is from RefSeq and is a predicted model, not a curated record.
AUGGCAAAGAAAACAUGUCGCCGGCUGAGUCAAAGGGAUCAAGAGUUGCUUUGCGAAUUCGUGCGGAAAUCUUCUACGUGUGCGGCAUGCCAAGAGCCGGAAUAUGUGCACAAUUUGAUUGAUGGUCAAACGUUGGACGUGCUCCGGUUCCAAUUUGUGUCCAUCCAAGGCUUCGCCAUUCGGGGCAUCAAGUCUUCGAGUGGAGUGGAGUGA